GGGCUGGAACUGACUCCUGUUUCCUCCCUCUCAGCGGCUCUGACUGUGAGUCCCAGCAGCUCUCAGUUCUUCAGAGGAGCCUCCGUGUCUCUGAGCUGUGAGGAGGACGGCAGCUCUGCUGGAUGGACUGUGAGGAGGAACACCAGCAGAGGAACCAGGACCCAGUGUGGAGCAGACUGGGGGAGACUGACCGGUUCUGCCUGUGGGAUGAGUGCUCUACACCCAUCAGACAGUGGAGCUUACUGGUGUGAGUCGGGCGGGGGGGCGGCCGGUCCCAGCGCCCCCCUCACUGUCUCUGGUGGACCAGUGAUCCUGCAGAGUCCUGUCCUCCCUGUGAUGGAGGGGGGGGCCCUCAAUCUGAGCUGUACAGCACGGGCCCCCCCCUCCAGCCCCACAGCCGAUUUCUAUAAAGAUGGCUCCCUCAUCAGGACGGAGCCUACAGGUCACAUGACCCUCCGGCCUGUUAGCAGGUCUGAUGAAGGCCUCUACAGCUGCUCCAUCGGGGGGGACAGGUCCCCCUCCAGCCGGGUCCGGGUCACAGAGAAACCUCCAACCUCGGCCCCGCCCACCUCUAUGACCACGCCCACCUCUGAAGCCCCGCCCCCUGACUCCUCCCCCCACCACCUUGGGUUCAUGCUGCUCCUCCGCCUGCUGGUGUUCUGCCCCUACUUCAUCUCCACCCUCCUCCUGGUGUCUGUGUACCGACUCAGAGCCAAAGGAAGUAAACAGCCCGUCUCCGUGGCGACGGCCCCGCCCCUCCAGGCUGAGCCGGGAUUGGACGAUGACUACGAUGACGUCACCACAGACCAUCAUUUCUGA
Messenger RNA from Menidia menidia (Atlantic silverside), 819 nucleotides. NCBI's taxonomy places the organism in Eukaryota, Metazoa, Chordata, Actinopteri, Atheriniformes, Atherinopsidae. The record is from the annotation of a GenBank genome assembly.